AUGUACAUAUUUGGUUCGAUACGAUACACAAAGGAAAGAAGCAGUAUUGUGGUGAUUGGGCUUAGUAUUCACACAGCUCCUGUUGAGAUGCGUGAGAAGCUUGCUAUUCGUGAAGCUGAAUGGCCACGAGCUAUCGCUGAGUUGUGCGGUUUGAAUCAUAUUGAAGAAGCUGCUGUUCUCAGUACCUGCAACCGUAUGGAGAUUUACGUCUUGGCUCUCUCUCAGCAUCGUGGUGUCAAAGAAGUUACUGAGUGGAUGUCUAAGACAAGUGGAAUCCCAGUUUCGGAGAUCUGUCAGCACCGUUUUCUAUUGUACAACAAGGACGUCACACAACAUAUAUUCGAAGUCUCAGCUGGUUUGGACUCCCUUGUCCUAGGAGAAGGUCAGAUACUUGCUCAGGUUAAACAAGUUGUUAAAGUAGGUCAAGGAGUCAAUGGAUUUGGGAGGAACAUCAGUGGGCUAUUUAAACACGCAAUCACGGUUGGAAAGCGUGUCAGAACAGAGACAAAUAUCGCUGCUGGAGCUGUUUCCGUUAGCUCUGCUGCAGUCGAACUUGCUCUCAUGAAGCUUCCAGAAUCUUCACAUGCAUCAUCUGCUAGGAUGUUAGUAAUUGGUGCUGGAAAGAUGGGGAAGCUUGUAAUUAAGCACUUGGUUGCUAAAGGUUGCACCAAAAUGGUGGUUGUGAACCGAAGCGAAGAGAAAGUUGCAGCUAUCCGCGAGGAGUUGCCGUCUGGUGUUGAGAUUAUUUAUAAACCCCUUGAUGAGAUGCUAUCUUGUGCUGGAGAAGCCGAUGUAGUCUUUACUAGCACAGCAUCUGAGACACCAUUGUUCUUGAAGGAGCAAGUAGAGACUCUCCCUCCUGUUAGAGAUGCGAGGCUCUUUGUUGAUAUCUCUGUUCCUAGAAACGUCGGGUCUUGUGUCGCUGAAAUAGAUGGUGCACGGGUUUACAACGUGGAUGACCACAAGGAAGUUGUUGCUGCGAAUAAAGAAGACAGGGUGAGGAAAGCAAUGGAAGCUCAGGCUAUAAUUACAGAGGAAUCAAAACACUUCGAAGCGUGGAGAGAUUCGCUGGAGACUGUUCCAACAAUCAAGAAAUUAAGGGGAUAUACAGAGAGAAUUAUAGCUGCAGAGGUUGAGAAAUUCUUGCCGAAAAUGAGCGUUGAGAUGAACAAGAAAACGAGGAAAGCAGUAGACGAUCUUAUCCGAGGUAUAGUGAACAAACUCCUACAGGGUCCAAUGCAACAUUUGAGAUGUGAUGGGAACGACAGCAGAACGCUGAGCGAGACGCUGGAGAACAUGCAGGCUCUGAACAGGAUGUAUGGACUUGAUGCAGAGAUACUCGAGGAGAAGAUUAGAGCCAAAGUGGAAAAAAAGUAGAG
Messenger RNA from Camelina sativa (false flax), 1379 nucleotides. The record is from RefSeq and is a predicted model, not a curated record. NCBI's taxonomy places the organism in Eukaryota, Viridiplantae, Streptophyta, Magnoliopsida, Brassicales, Brassicaceae.